AUGGAUGCCGCUGUCAAGUACGGAAAGGAGUAUGCCGCCGCGGGCAAGGGUCCCCUUGUCUACGAGUACGUCACCUACCGUUACGGAGGACACUCCAUGUCUGACCCUGGAACCACAUACCGAGUAAGUCACACCGCUCUACAACAUCACAAAGCAUGUACUGACGAACAAUCAAAGACUCGUGAGGAGAUCCAGCGCAUGCGCAGCACCAAUGACCCCAUUGCCGGCCUCAAGCAGAAGCUCCUCGACUGGGGCGUUACUUCUGAGGAGGAGCUCAAGUCGAUUGACAAGCAAGCACGUUCUGAGGUCGACGAGGAGGUUGCUAUUGCGGAGAAGAUGGCUGUCCCCGAGGCUACUGGCAAGGUACUAUACGAGGACAUCUACGUCCGUGGUUCGGAGCCUGAGUUCCUGAGGGGACGCAUCCCAGAAGAGAACUUCUACUACACUGAACACGACAUGGGUGGUGAGAAGAAGCCUGUUGCCAGGACAGCAUAA
This is a messenger RNA of Alternaria ventricosa, 495 nucleotides long. RefSeq lists its product as uncharacterized. The transcript has 2 exons. Lineage: Eukaryota; Fungi; Ascomycota; Dothideomycetes; Pleosporales; Pleosporaceae. Gene Ontology annotation, molecular function: oxidoreductase activity, acting on the aldehyde or oxo group of donors, disulfide as acceptor. The record is from RefSeq and is a predicted model, not a curated record. The coding region runs from base 1 to 495 and encodes 164 amino acids.